AUGGAUCACCUCCUAGCGGAGCUGCGCACCAUGACCGCGGUGUCUCGUCACACUGCCAUACAUCAUGUAAGCCCCGACUGGCGUGAGGCGGCGGCGGAAGUGGCGACGGCGUGCGCCAAGUACGAAACGUACGUGUUUCAGGCUGCCGAUGGGGACUUGCUGGCCAAGCUAGACCUCACGUCACAGCGCUUGGCGACCCAGAUGAAAACAUUGCUCCUACAACAGCAGCAGCAACAGCAGCAGCCACAACAGCAGCAACAACAGCAGCAGCCACAGCAGCAGCAGCAGCAGGCGAUGAUGAACCUGCGGCUGCAGAUGCGGCUGUGUGAGCUGCUGCGGCGGUCGCUGUUGCGAGGCGGCGCGGGUUUGGAGGAUGGGGAGGAUGAGGGCGGCGGCGCUGCGCUGAGCCGGCUGUACGCUGUGCGGACAGCUCCCAGCAACUUACAAUUGAAGCUCACCCGCAUGCUGACGGCCGAACGCGAUGCGGCGGCGGCAGUGGACGCCGCCGUACUGUACGGCCCCGGACCGGAGCCCCUCGCGUUGCCGCUGGCCCAGCUGUGCGAAGCGCUGCAGGCAGGGCGCCGCCUCCGCAGCCCUGACCACUGCCACGGCAGCUCGGAGCUGCACUCGGAGCCGUACGACGAGCUGCUAUACCAGGACCCACUAUUGGGCCCAAUGCUCACCGCCGCGGCGGCGGCGGGCGUUCCGCGUGCCGUACGUGCUGCCGUGUACGAGGCGGGGUUCCUGCCGCGGCUGGCGGCAGCGCUGCAGCGGCUGGGCGAGCUGGCGGUUGUACGGCAGCGGCUGGCGGCGCUGCAGGGCUAUUGCUCCUUUGUGGAUCUCAGCUACAGCCGGGCGGGCCUGGCUGUAGCUGAUGGAGAGGCGGUGUUGGCGUUACUGCAGGACACGGCAGAGGUCCUCAGCCGGGAAGCUGAGGAAGAGGUUCAGCAGCUUCGAGAAGCCUUAGGAGCGGAGGCGCAGAGGGAAGGGGGGAAGGAGGGGGAGAAGAGGGGGGAGGGUGCGGAGGGCGGUGAGGAGGGGGGAAGGGACACUGUGGGAGGGGGACCCCAAGGUCAAGAGGAUAGCCAGGACAAACUGAACCGCAAAGGCAACAGCAACAGCAGCAGCCGUAACAGCAGCGACGGCGGCGUAACCGGCGACAGUGGACAGGGCGUGCGCGACAGCAGCUUCGCGGGCGGCUGCUAUUCCGGCGGCAGCGUUCCGCAGCGCCGCGACGUCCCCACAGCCGCGGACGGGUGGCCCCUGCCGGACCUGGCCCCCUGGGAUGUGGACUACGCACGGGAGCUGCUGAUGAGGCGGCGUGGAUUGCCCCCAGACCCGUCGGAGCUGGAGCCGUACAUGCACCUGUAUGCCGUACUGUACGGCUUAAGUGAGGAGCUCUCCGAUUUGAUGCACGUGCGAAUAAAAGUCGCUGAGGACGUGGAUGCGUUGAAUGAUGCAGACGUGGCUGAGGGAGUGGGGUGGCACUCAUCACCCGUACUAGCACCCGAGCUGUGGGACCCACGGGUCGUUCGCGUGACCGUUUGGUCGGAACGCGGUCUGGUGGGCGUCGUAUACCUGCAUCCAGGAUCCGGGUACGGCACGCGGCAAUUGCGAUUUCCAGCCGGGGCCAGCAACGGUGACCCCGACAGUACUGGUGGUUCCGGAGCUUUGCCGUACAACGCCGACCACGAGUCAUCGGUAGCCGCAGUUGCCAUCGGGCUGCAAGCGGAAUGGCGCAACGGCCGUACAGGUAGCCCGGCGGCGCUACACGAGCUCCUACACGAAAUGGGCCACGCGCUGCACCUGCUGCUCUCCGCCGCGGCGCCUAGGCCUGUUGAUGGCGGCGGCGGCGGCGAUGCUGGCGGCGGUAGGACACUGAUGCACUUCAGCGGCAUACACCUGCCGCUGGACGUCUUGGAAGUGCCCUCAUCGCUGCUGCAGACGCUGGCGUACGACCCGGCGGUCCUGGCGCGCAUUUGCCGCCGCCGCCGCCGGGGUUGCGGCCGCCGCCACGUUUCAGCUUCCGGCGUUGGUUGCCCGCCCAUGGUGGGGGCGGUGAAGGAGCCAGACACUGAGGAUGACGAGGCAGCGGCGGCGGCGGAGGAGGAGGAGGAGAAGGAAGUGGAAGAGGAGGAGCACAUGCCUGCGGCGCUGUGCAACCUUGUGGCUGUGUACCUGGCGGCAGAGAACUGCAGCGCCGUGACCACCCUGAGCAAGGUGUUGGUCAGCUUGGUGGAUCAGGUACUACAUGCCGACGGCGGCGAUGCGGCGUCGGCGGCGUCGGCAGCGACGCAGCAGUACGGCACGCAGAAACAACGGGGUGUUGAUGUCGGGCUGGUGUGGCAGGCGGUACGGCAGGCGUACGGCGUCGUACCUAACUGCCCCGGCAGCUUGAAAGAGCUGGCGAUGCUUCCCCCACUGGCACACCACCAGGCCACCUUCCACACAUACCUCAUCGGCCUCCUGGCGGCGAGCGCGUUGCGCCAAGCUCCCCACCCAUUCCGACCUGCCCCGGCGGACGCGACGGAGGCGGUGAUGGCGCCUCCGGGGCCUCCGCCCUGGGCUGGAGUCCGUGAGCUCGUGUUCGAGGCAGGUGGAUGCGAUGAGCCCGGACAUCUUUUGGCGCGUAUGCUGGCGGGUGUCCCGCCCCGUCGCAAGUGCCAGUCAUCAGCGUCCGCGGGGAACGGCGUGUUCCCCCUCGGGAUGGCUCCAAGGGAAGUAGCGCCGCUGCUGUGCACGCUGGCGGGGCUGGCGCGGGGCUUUGCUGGCGCGGGUUCGGGGGGAGUUGACGACGAGUAUGAGGCUGGAGAUGGUGGGGAUUAG
Molecule: messenger RNA, 2826 nt
Organism: Volvox carteri f. nagariensis
Lineage: Eukaryota; Viridiplantae; Chlorophyta; Chlorophyceae; Chlamydomonadales; Volvocaceae
Exons: 10
Coding region: 1-2826 (941 amino acids)
Biological process (GO): proteolysis; peptide metabolic process
Molecular function (GO): metalloendopeptidase activity
Source: RefSeq, a predicted model, not a curated record